Mugil cephalus (flathead mullet) is the source of this 625-nucleotide messenger RNA. Its product is annotated as cytochrome c oxidase subunit 6B1. Lineage: Eukaryota; Metazoa; Chordata; Actinopteri; Mugiliformes; Mugilidae. The transcript is spliced from 4 exons. The coding region runs from base 165 to 425 and encodes 86 amino acids. Gene Ontology annotation, cellular component: mitochondrion; respiratory chain complex IV. The record is from RefSeq and is a predicted model, not a curated record.
UUCAAUGUGACCUGCGUCCGCCAUACCGCUAUGUCAGGACUGCACGGCAGCAGCGCCUCCAAACCGAUGCGCACUGCUUAUCAGGAGGAGGAACGACACACUUCCACCGCCUGGUAUAAAAGUCACUUUGAGCUCGAGCCAGGACCUGCGACAAAGAGGUGAAAAUGGCUGAGGACAUCAAGACCAAACUUCAGAACUAUCGCACCGCUCCCUUUGAUGCCAGGUUCCCCAACCAGAACCAGACCAGGAACUGCUGGUCCAACUAUGUGGACUUCCACCGCUGCCAGAAAGCUUUGGAUGCUAAAGGAGUAGACACUACCCCAUGCGAAUGGUACAGGAGGGUGUAUAAAUCACUCUGCCCCAAGUCCUGGAUCCAGAAGUGGGAUGACCAGAGAGAUGAUGGAACUUUCCCAGGAAAAAUCUGAGAGUGCCAUCUCUUAAAGUUGUCGGCCUGCGAAGAUGCAGCGUUUCCAGCUAAAUGUUUGUGUAUGUGGUGUGAGACCAUCAGGCUCUUUGACUGCGCUCUGUCCGAGGGGCACACCGAAACCGAGUGCUCAUUCCUUACAAGAACCAUAAAAAUGUACAGCAGAUUCUGCAUUAAAAUAUCUCAGGAUAUAUUAAAGGA